Molecule: messenger RNA, 813 nt
Organism: Procambarus clarkii (red swamp crayfish)
Lineage: Eukaryota; Metazoa; Arthropoda; Malacostraca; Decapoda; Cambaridae
Product: tigger transposable element-derived protein 1-like
Cellular component (GO): nucleus
Molecular function (GO): DNA binding
Source: RefSeq, a predicted model, not a curated record
AUGAUGAAGAGGACCUGCAUCACACAGGAGGAACAAUCUUUGCCUGGCCACAAACCGAUGAAGGAUCGGCUUACUCUCGUCCUCUGCCCCAAUGCAAGUGGCGAUUGCAAGGUCAAGCCGCUGCCAGUCUACCACUCAGAAAAUCCAUGCGUGUUCAAGGCGCGACUGAAUGUGAUGUGGAGGUCCAAUAAGAAAUCCUGGGUCACGCGGAUAUUCUUCACUGAAUGGAUCAAUGAUGUUUUUAGCCCUUCAGUGAGGAAAUAUCUUGAAGAGAAACAGUUGCCACUCAAGGCCUUGCUUGUGCUCGAUAAUGCUCCUGCACAUCCUCCACAGAUGCGAGAUGAAUUGUAUCCCGAAAAUCAGUUCAUCGCCAUCAAGUUCCUUCCUCCCAAUACCACUCCACUCUUCCAACCUAUGGACCAGGAAGUCAUUGCAAACUUUAAGAAACUCUACAUGAAGGCCUUGUUGGAGAGGUGUGUUGAUGUGACCAACAAUACAGGGCUGACCCUCAAAGAAUUCUGGAAGAACCACUUCAAUAUCCUGGGUGCCUUACGUUUGAUCGACAAGGCCUGGGAAGGAGGUGUCCCUGAGCGAGACUUCGAAGGUUUCGGUCCUGCACUUGCAUCUGCAUCUGCACCUGUGGAAGACCCGGAAGUGCAUCUAGUGGAUGAUAUUGUUGCUCUGGGGCAAACUUUGGGUCUGGAGUUGGAUGCUGCUGAUGUGCAGGAGUUAGUGGAGGAGCACAGUGAGGAACUGACCACUGAGGAACUCCCGGAACUUCAGAAGGACAUUAAUCAAGAGGAGUUAGUUUAG